AUGCGCAUCAAGUCCCUUUUUACUUUACAGGUGAAAAACAAAGCACCUGCAGAAGUUCAGAUCACAGCAGAGCAGCUUUUAAGAGAGGCAAAAGAGAGAGAGCUUGAACUUCUUCCACCACCUCCACAACAGAAGAUCACAGAUGUUGAAGAGCUAAAUGACUAUAAACUCCGGAAGAGGAAGACUUUUGAAGAUAACAUAAGAAAAAACAGGACUGUUAUCAGUAACUGGAUAAAAUACGCACAAUGGGAGGAAAGCCUAAAAGAAAUACAGAGAGCCCGUUCCAUUUACGAGCGUGCUUUAGAUGUGGACUACAGAAAUGUCACACUCUGGCUGAAGUAUGCAGAGAUGGAAAUGAAGAACCGCCAGGUUAAUCAUGCCCGCAACAUUUGGGAUCGAGCCAUUACCACCCUCCCCAGAGUGAACCAGUUCUGGUACAAGUAUACUUACAUGGAAGAGAUGCUGGGGAAUGUUGCUGGAUCACGUCAGGUGUUUGAACGUUGGAUGGAGUGGCAACCAGAGGAGCAAGCCUGGCAUUCCUACAUUAACUUUGAGCUGAGAUACAAGGAGGUGGACAGGGCGCGUACCAUUUAUGAGAGAUUUGUUAUUGUUCAUCCUGAUGUGAAGAACUGGAUCAAGUAUGCCCGAUUUGAAGAGAAGCACAGUUACUUUGCUCACGCAAGGAAAGUAUACGAGAGGGCAGUGGAGUUCUUUGGAGAAGAGCAUAUGGAUGAGCACUUGUAUGUGGCUUUUGCAAAAUUUGAGGAGAACCAGAAAGAAGUAAGACUUUCUUGA
Mesitornis unicolor (brown roatelo) is the source of this 795-nucleotide messenger RNA. Its product is annotated as crooked neck-like protein 1. Lineage: Eukaryota; Metazoa; Chordata; Aves; Mesitornithiformes; Mesitornithidae. The record is from RefSeq and is a predicted model, not a curated record. Gene Ontology annotation, cellular component: post-mRNA release spliceosomal complex; U2-type catalytic step 2 spliceosome; Prp19 complex. Gene Ontology annotation, molecular function: protein binding. Gene Ontology annotation, biological process: spliceosomal complex assembly; mRNA splicing, via spliceosome. Bases 1 to 795 code for a protein of 264 amino acids. The transcript is spliced from 5 exons.